AUGGCCCCUGUUGAAAAGAAGUGGGAUGAUUCUGCCGAGCGUGACCUCUGCGUCGCCAUCAUUCAGGCAAACCAAGAUGGCGCCAAAAAGAGCUACAACUGGCCUCGCGUCGAGGAGAUCAUGACCAACCUUGGUCACACCUUUACCAAGGACGCAAUGUCCCAGCACUUCAGCAAGACCAUCCUGAAGGAGUUCCGCGCUCGCCACCCCGAAGGCGACACCACCGCAACUCCUCCCGCCAGCGCCACCAAGCCCAAGACCCCUCGCAAGUCUGCCACCCCUUCCAAGAAGCGAACCAAGAAGGCCGCCAAGGGCCAGGACACCGAAGAUCAAGAGGACGACGAUCUCGAGGCCACUCCAAGCAAGAAGGCCAAGAAGGAGGACAAAAGCGCCACUUUGAAGAAAGAAGAGGCUGACUCUCAGAGCGGCGACGACGAGAGCGAAGAGAAGUUCAAGGCCGAGGGCUCUGACACCAAGCCUUGAUAGUUCUUGGCUUUGCUUAUUCUACUCGGUUUAUCUCUCGCAAUGGGGUCGAGAAUAUGGGUGCUAUUUAGUUUGAGAUUUUUUCGCAAUAGGGUGGUUAUUUAACGGACAUCAUAUGCCGGCUGAAGAUCUGGAUGAGACUGUAGGG
Molecule: messenger RNA, 631 nt
Organism: Trichoderma harzianum CBS 226.95
Lineage: Eukaryota; Fungi; Ascomycota; Sordariomycetes; Hypocreales; Hypocreaceae
Exons: 3
Coding region: 1-483 (160 amino acids)
Source: RefSeq, a predicted model, not a curated record